UUCGUCCCAUUCCUGUCUGCGGCUGAUAUCUGAGAGGAGGGUGAAGGCCCUUUGUGCUGGGACAUCCAUCUCAAACUCCACCCUGAAACACAGGCUCUGACUCUCCUCCACUGUAUACAGACUCACCUGCUCAACGCAAGACAAUGUGCAUCUGAUGUUACGGGGGGAACUUUAUAAUGUAAGACUGACGAAUGAUCGUGAGGUCACGUCUAAUAUUUUGAUUGGCUUAUCAAGCUGUCAAUCAUGCACCGCGGGUUCCCGCCCACACACAGUUCACGCUCUGACUGUGGCAGGGUCGGUUGAAGCGGAUGGGGUCAGAGGCGGGCUACACGUUGACAGCUGGAGCAUUGAGCACAAGGAAACAUCGCAGUCAAGCUGGCAGACGCGUUUAUCCUCAGCGCAAGUCAUGUUCGCGAAAGGUAAAGGGACCGCGGUUCCAUCGGACGGGCAAGCUCGGGAAAAGUUGGCAUUAUACGUCUAUGAAUAUUUGCUACACGUGGGAGCUCAGAAAUCCGCACAGACGUUUUUAUCAGAGAUAAGAUGGGAGAAGAACAUAACCCUUGGAGAACCUCCAGGCUUUCUGCACUCUUGGUGGUGUGUGUUUUGGGACCUGUACUGUGCAGCACCUGAGAGAAGGGACACAUGUGAUCACUCCAGUGAAGCGAAGGCCUUCCAUGACUAUAGCGCUGCUGCAGCACCGAGUCCAGUCCUGGGCAACAUGCCCCCCGGUGACGGGAUGCCAGGUGGCCCCAUGCCCCCCGGAUUCUUUCAGCCUUUUAUGUCUCCUCGCUAUGCUGGAGGACCUCGGCCGCCCAUCAGAAUGGGUAACCCGUCUCCCGGUGGGCAGCCUUUGCCUCCAAACAUGAUGGACCCUACACGACCAACAGGCCAUCCAAACUUGGCAAGCAUGCAGAGAAUGAACGUUCCUCGAGGAAUGGGCCCAAUGGGACCAGGACUACAGUCUGAUCCUUGGUUAUCAUUACAGAACUAUGGCGGAGGAAUGAGGCCUCCAAACUCCAUGGGCCCUGGAAUGCCAGGCGUGAACAUGGGAGCAGGAGCAGGCAGACUGUGGCCUAAUCCUAAUAAUGGAAACACGAUCCCAUAUUCCUCAUCAUCCCCAGGAACAUACGUGGGUCCUCCGGGAGGAGCAGGAGGCGGUGGAUGUCCUCCAGGAACACCUAUCAUGCCAAGUCCAGCAGACUCCACUAACUCGGGUGAAAACCUCUACACAUUGAUAAACUCAGUCCCACCAGGAGGAAACAGAUCUAGUUUUCCUAUGGGUCCAGGGUCAGACGGCCCAAUGGGAGGACUGGAGCCGCAUCACAUGAAUGGCUCAUUAGGUUCGGGUGACAUAGAUGGACUCCCUAAGAACUCCCCUAAUAAUCUGAGCGGCAUGAGUAACCCGCCAGGAACGCCACGAGACGACAGUGAACUGGGUGGAAGCUUCCUUCACUCGUUCCAAAAUGAAAGCUACUCACCGACAAUGACAAUGAGUGUGUGAAAGACGAGCUUCAGCUCCAAGACGCCACACGUAGGUGUCUCAAAGACCAGGGACCAACCUCACCAAGAACCAGAGUGAGUCUAAUCUCACACAUCUAUGAGAACCAAAAUCCCACCGCAGCUCUGGAUGAGGUGCAUGCUCCUAAUUUCAGCACGGACAGAUGAAAUCUGCUUCCAGAAAGGACCUGUCUGAGAUGGGAGCUCCCUCAUUUUAAACCACUUAAAUAUUUUCGUAUCAUUUUAACAUAGAAGCCCACACAGGACAAGAGCGAGAUAAAUUAGCUUCUUUUUGUUAGAUGGAUGUCAAACCGUCGGGACCGUGACGAUAUUCGCACUGUGGAUGUUCUUCUACAGCGUCUGUGUAACAUUCCAUGAGUAUUUUAGGAUCUAGUCUCUGAUCUCUUAAAAAGCUUGUAAACAAGUUCAUCGCACCGUAAUAGCUUCGGAAAAUGACUUAAUCCAGAGGAACAGCUUUGGCUACAGCGGAUUUGAUUAUAUGCACCAAUGGGAAUCGCAAACAAAUCCGCCGUCCGUCCUUUCAUCGCAAACUUGGGAAUGCAAUGGAUUGUUAGCAAAAUUAACAUUUUGUUUCUUUGGUUUCAUGUCUUUUUGUUUUGUAACAGUAGAUUUUACUGCAGAAGCCUUUUGUAAUGAGCCAUAAGACUUCGUGGCAUUUUCCACUUUUUAAUGGGAACCUCAGACGACAUAUGAGAUUAUUUUUGGAUGGCAGUUCAGCCAAACGUAACGACACUAUCAUAUAACACUGCAUCUUUUCACACGGGCUUCGUUCUCAUUGUCCUUGUGCUGUUAUAUUGUGUUUUUGACCCAUUGCUGUUUGCUUUUAGGCACAGUUGAAGACGUGCGGCAAACACCCAAAGGACAGUUAUGUAACUAUAUAUCUUUUAAAGUUUUCUUUAGUCUGUCAUGGUGCUGUAUGGCCACUCUUGACCUGUUACACCAUGUUGUUUAGCCUUUACGAUGUAUAUUAUGUUCUUUGGAAGAUGCGGUAAAAUGACUUGUGUAAUUUUUAUGAUUAAAUUAUUUUUCAGUUCAUA
Pimephales promelas (fathead minnow) is the source of this 2555-nucleotide messenger RNA. It is a transcript of the gene ssbp3a, whose product is annotated as single stranded DNA binding protein 3a. The record is from RefSeq and is a predicted model, not a curated record. Gene Ontology annotation, biological process: positive regulation of transcription by RNA polymerase II. Gene Ontology annotation, cellular component: nucleus. Lineage: Eukaryota; Metazoa; Chordata; Actinopteri; Cypriniformes; Leuciscidae. Gene Ontology annotation, molecular function: protein binding; single-stranded DNA binding.